Messenger RNA from Lolium perenne, 3062 nucleotides. RefSeq lists its product as uncharacterized. Gene Ontology annotation, biological process: meristem development; meristem maintenance. The record is from RefSeq and is a predicted model, not a curated record. Lineage: Eukaryota; Viridiplantae; Streptophyta; Magnoliopsida; Poales; Poaceae.
AUGAUCGCCGGCCUCCAUCCCGAUUCCCCUCGUGACGUUAGGGUUUUUGGGGUUUUGGUCCUUUCCCCCAUCUUUCCCCUCUCUGAAGCUGCACAACUCUGGGUUGGGUUGUGAAGCGAGCGAGGGGUAAAAAUUGGUCCGGAUGUUCAGUCCAGAAGGGGAACCGUAAUGGCCAGACGCGUUUCUCUGGACUAAAUGGAAUCCCGGGAGGCAGUACCAAAAGGCAAAAGUUGCAAUCAGCAUAGUCGUGAACUAUUAGUGUGUCAGACGACAGAGGAGCUCAAGACAUGGAAGCUGAACGAACAACAGCAACAAAUAGUCGAUGCCAGUGGGCUCGGCAAUCUGAUACACACGGCAGAUCUGAUCAUCGACUGCGCUGUGCAGCCUGUGCUCAGGGCAUUCUGCGAGCUGUGGAGCAAAGAAACAAACACAGCAAGGUUCUAUGACUUUGAAAUGGCGCCAUCACUCAGGGACACAGCCUACAUACUGGGGAUUCCAGUGGUAGGCCAUGCAGUGACCACCGGUGCUGUGCUCAACAUGUCAUCAGAACAGCUUUUCUUGCAAUACUUGGGUCAAGCUCCUGAUUGCAGCCACUACAAGGGUAGUCGUGUGAAGCUCUCUUGGUUACACUCCAAGUUUAGCCAGCUCUCAGAGCAUCCCACUGAUGAAGAAAUUGUGUACGGCACAAGAGCAUAUCUACUGUACUUGAUUGGAGCAACUCUGUUUCCGGAGAAAGAAAGGGGCUAUGUCUCCCCAAAGUACCUACCGCUCUUGUCGGACUUCGAUAAGGUACGAGAGUACGCUUGGGGCGCUGCUGCUCUUGCUCAUCUUUAUAGGGCUCUCUCUACAGUGAUGUCUACCGCCAUAAAAAGACUAACCGGCAGCGCGGCUCUGCUCAUGGGAUGGAUAUAUGAAUAUAUUCCAGAAAUGCGCCCUGAUACGGAUGAUGCUCCAGCACACGUCUUCCCACGAGUGUGCAGGUGGAGAAAGCGUGCAAUCUCCCAACCGGCAAAUGAAGUUUUAGAUAUCAGAAAAGCUUUCAGUCAUCUUCGAGUAUCGGAUGUCAACUGGGAACCUUAUAAGCACAUGGAUCCUGCAUCCAUUCCCAACAUCUGUGUUGCACCUGAUAUCGUCUGCUGCUCCAGAACGUGGCUGAUCAGUUUUAACGUGAGGGAAGUACAUGUCCCAGAUCGGUUUGCUCGUCAGUUUGGUCAAGAACAACAUCAGCUCAAUGAUGUUCUUGGGCACCAACGACGUCAGUGGAAAGCAUCAGUGGAUUGGAGCCUCGAAUAUGCAUCGGAGAUCAAACUUUUCGAGCAAUUGGUCAGUGCUACUCGCCAUGAUCAUACAACAGUUCCUGCCACCUGUAAUACUACCAAACGUGUUUUCACCUCAGCUAACACGGCACAGGAAUUUCAUGAUCUCAAUCUGCGGACAGUGGUGGAGAGCAUCAAGGAGGAGUUCGGAACCAUAAUGCGAUUUCUGGAGCCACAGUCAUUUCGCAGCGAGGUAGCAACAUCGUUUGCUCGGAUUCGUGAACUACUCGAGGCUGCUCACUUGAAGGAAGGCAAUGUCGAUUCUCGAGGUGGUGGGACCUCAGAGCCUGUGUUGACUACACCACACCCUCCUGUCAUACCAGCCUGCGAACAAGCGGCCACUGGCACAACAGAUGACCAAACGACGGUAGCCCAGGCUGUGGAGCCUGUGCCUGAUGAAGGGAUGCAGAACGACAGUGAUCAACCUGCGCCACAAUGCCGUGACACGCCGAGGGAGCAGGAUGUGGCGGACGUGUCUGGCACGCUUGGGGAAGAGGGGGCAGUUGAAUGGAGAGAGAGCAGCGAGGAGGAGGACAAUGCUCGGAUCCGUGACCUACGCGAGGCUUCUUCUUUGAGAAUGGACCCUGGGAGGCGCAUCAAUAUUUAUAGAAGAAGAGCCAAGAAAGGCAACGUUGCAACGUCACGGCAACAAGGGGUGCAUGCUUCCCAAACAAAAGCCUACUCUCCCGGCAUCCACCACUCAGGCGUUGGCUCCCGGAAGCCGAACGCCUCUCCUCUCAGUCACGCCCAUCUCCCAUUCUCAGCUUCUCACUUGACUGAAGGCAAUGUCGCCAUCGAUUCUCGAGGUGAGGUGAGCUCACGACCUGAUUUGACUGCACCACACCCUCCUGUCAUACCGGUGGGCAAACAAGGGGCCGCUGGCACAAUGGGUAGCCCAGCGACGGCCCAAGCUCGGGAGCCUGUGCCUGAUGAAGGGAUGCAGAACGGCAGCGAUCAACCUGCGUCGGAAUGCUGUGACACGCCGAGGGAGCAGGCAGAGGGGGACAUCUCUGGCACGCCUGGGGAAGAGGAGGCAGUCGAAUGGAGGCUGAGCAAGUGCAAUGUGGCCGUUGAUGCUCAAGGUGGGGGGACCUCACGACGUGAGUUGACUGCACCACACCCUCCUGUCAUACCAGUGUGCGAACAAGCAGCCACCGACACAACAGGUAGCCCAGCGAGGGAGCAUAUGCCUGAUGAACCGAUGCAGACCGGCAGCGAUCAUCCUACGCCGGCAAGUUGUGACACGCCGAGGGAGGAGGAGGUGGGGGAUGCUUCUGGCACGCCUGGGGAAGAGGAGGCACCGGAAGAGAACGAGAGCAGCGAGGAGGAUGUGGACGAGAGAGGGGACAAGGGGCGGAAGCGAACGCGACAGUAUGCGGAGAGACGAGGCGGCGGGCUCCGAAGGAGCAACCGACGCUGCGUGCAGGUCAAGAGGUUCAAGCACAAAGGUGGUAAAGGGUCCGUGGCCUCUGACCCCAUCGUGCUGUGACUGAUGCAUUCAGGAUCCCACCAUCAUUCGCCAUUCGCCGCCUGAACCUUGCAUCUACUACUGUUUUUAUUUCUGGAUUUGAUAUGCGUCGCAUUUUAUGUUGCUCCCUCGUACUGCUUAAAUUUCCUGUGGUUUGUACUAUGUUUAUGUAUUCCGGGAUGUGGUAUUGUGGACGUGGGCCAUUUCUCUACUUGGCUACUGGCAAGAACUAGUGAGAUUUUGCGUCGGCAUUGCCGUCUGUUGCUUGUUUACUGGGA